Molecule: messenger RNA, 2289 nt
Organism: Effrenium voratum
Lineage: Eukaryota; Dinophyceae; Suessiales; Symbiodiniaceae
Source: the annotation of a GenBank genome assembly
AUGUCGCCUGAGCUGAAGGAGGAGCUCACUCGCCUUUGUGAGGCUGGCGACUCCGGGGAGAAGCUGGUCUGCGUCGCCCAGCAGAUCAUGCAGCUGCUUCGGCAGAAUGGGUUGGCGCACUCGGCCACCAUACCGGCCAAGAGGAUCGGUGUCCACCACCGAAACCGGGAAGGGUAUGGGAUCAACGUGGUGGACGUGCAAGAUCUGAUGCACGGAAUGCUCUCCGUCGGCUUUUGCUUCUCCCGCGUCCAGGCUAUAUGCGUGGAGUUGCCUGGGGCCGUCGUGCAGCAGUGCCAGGACUUCAAUGGAAGGUUGCUGAGCACUGCAGGGGGAGCCCUUGGCCAUCAGGAUAACACGGCCAUCAAGCAUGCGUCAAUUGCAGGGUCUCACACGAAUUUUGUGUUGAGACUGUUCCUUGAUGGGGUCCCGUCUGGCCACCCAGACGUGUCUGUGGAGGGCGCUUUGUGUUUGGAGCGGUUGAAAAUGAAAGACCCCAGCCUUCACAAAGCCUGCGUGGAGGGUCUUCGUUGGGAGGUGAUCCAGGCGGUCGUCGCAGAGCAGGUGCCCAAGACCAUCGAAGUGAUCCAGCGGGCAGGUAACACCACCUUGCACCGCCCAGAGCACGAGUUGCAGUGUAUGCUCCGCAUGCAUUCCCUGUGGCGGGCCAAGCGCGCAGCUGGCCUGACAGCAGACUACGCUGCCAUUCGGAAGCAAGCGCUUGCAAGCCAACCGCAGUGCAGCUCCAGUAUGCCAUCAAUGUUCGUGUUUUUGCUGAGGCACUGCGGCGGAGAAGAGGCGCCCCUCCUUGAGGAGACGCAGAGAUUUGUUCGGAGCAACAGCCCCAGCAACAGGUGCCUGCCCGCUCCUGUGUGGGCGCAGCUCAGCCAUGACGUCAAAGGGUCUGUGCAGCAGUUCUCUCGGUUCCGGCACGGCCUCCUCAAAUGCGCGUAUGUGCGUCAGAACAUCACGGAGACCACCGCACGCGCCAUGUCUGCCAAGACCAACCGGCCAUCCCUUGCGGCUGCUGAGGACAUCAUGUGCGAGAUGUCCAGGAUGGCGCUUGGGCUCAGUGAGGAGGUCCGGAGCAGGCAUGCGUUGGUCACUGCCACCAGCCUCACAGAGAUGGCCAUGUGCAGCUUUGUCCUGGGCUUGCGCCACGCGCAGGGCGAAAAGCAAUGGAAGAGUUUGCAGGCCAUCGCCCAUGACUGGGUCCAAGUGGUUCGAAUUGUGACCGGCAAGGACCUUGCGUCUCCGUGGAAGGAGUUCGCUCAGGGCGACGAUGCUGCCAGUUCCGGCAACAACCCCACAAAGCCAAUUUUGAGCCAUGUCUGCAUGGAACAUCCGCUACACAAUUGUUACGUUGAUGGUCAAAAUGUUUACAACCCUGCGCAUGUUCCCUGCACCGCUAUGCAUAUGCAUGCUUUCAGGAUGCGCGAGCUGAACGCUGACGGCAGCCUUAAGGAGCCUGCAGUGUUGUUGCAGGAGAUGGGCUUCGAAGCUGGCGCGCACGUCAGGCGCAGGGCUACGAAGGAGGAGGGGGUUCUGGACGACAUCAAGGGUGGCAUGGUCAGGGUUGACAUGGGCGGCGGCAUCCUGGCAAAGGUUGCCAUUGAAGAGUUCUUGCAGGGAGGUUGGGUGAUUUUCUCUCCCAAAGCUGGCCCAGUCUACUUGCAUGAUCCUACCAUAGCACCCCCCAGUUCCAACGACGAAUACAAGGCCCAGCACUUGCUUGCAACCAUUGUCUGUCAAGUCCACGACAUGGGCUCUGAGCUUGAGUUGCAGAACUGGGACUUGUUGCAAAUCCAGACAAAGCCCAACAAGACCGUCAGCGCCAAGGACAAGAUUUCGCGAGGCAAGCUCGUGCUGGUGCCGUGCUCUUGCAAAGUAGUUUGUUUGCCAAAGGCCAAGAGCAAAAAGGGGCCAGGCUUCGAGGUGUUGACUUCCUCGCCCACCCACACCUUCUGGAUCACGCCCAUGGUGCAGUUGCCGUCUGAGGAUGGCAAGGGCCAGCAACCCUUUGUGCACCCAGUCUGGUUCUUGCAAGCCUCCUCUGACGAGCAGGAUGUGAAUAUGCAGCUCCACUAUGUCAGCUGCAAGUCUGACAAGACCAUCCGCAUCCCCAUCCUGAAGAACACCAAGGACUUGCAGGCUGGCGACAUGCUGCUCUACUUGAAGUCCAAAGAGGAAAAGGCAGUGCCCCUUCUUGCCACUUCCCCGCAGAAGCGAUCUGCAGAGGAAGCUUCUCCGAAGAAGAAGGCCAAGGCCAAAGCCAAAACAGGCUCCAAGUGA